AGUAGUAAAACCACAAUGGUCCAACAAAUUCCAGUGUAUCAUUGCUCUGCUUGGGUUUUCUGUGGGUCUCGGAAACUUAUGGAGAUUCCCCUAUGUCUGUCAAAGAAACGGAGGAGAUAUUUACGUAGGUCUAGUCACGGACACUGUGCGACAUGCCUUUAUUUCAUUACCAUUGUGUUACCAUGGCAACAAGAUAGAGGCCUCUGAUUGGUCGAAAUUUAGAAUUUGUCCGAUUACGUUCAAAUUUUGUAUAUUGACAUGGCAUGGGACUCCGAACUCAACCACACACGUUUUCAAUUUUACCAUUUCAAUGGAAAGGAGGCCUGUGAUUGCUCCUUUAAAUGCUAAACCCUAUUUCACAUAAUCUUUAAAAAAACCAAGAGGUUUUGAUUAUGUCUUCCGAUAUGAUUGCAGAGGAACGUUUGGAUACUCAUGUUAACAUUUUCAUACGUAUGCCGGAAGUAUUUAAUUCCCCAUAGGACAGUUCUACUUAGCUUUUUUUUCAUUACGUAUAAGAUUGCCGAAAGGCCUAUGUGAGAUAUUGCCAUCCGUCUUUGUACGGCGUGCGUCAUCCGUCUUGCGAAAUCUGUUCAUAAUCAAGUACGAUUUUUUCAUAAAAUAUGUCGAAAGAUAGCAUUUAUAGCUCACCUGGUACGAUUGGUUGGUUGGUUGGUUUGUUGUUUUAGCAAUAUUCCAGCUUUUUGACGGCGGUCUGUAAAUAAUCGAGUCUGGACCAGACCAAUCAAGUGAUUUAUAUUAUGAAAAUCGAUCCACGCAAUUGGGAUCGAUGACAUGCAUCAACCAAGUCAGCGAGCCGGACCACCCACCCGAUCCCGUUAGUCGCCUUUUACGACAAGCAUGGGUUGCUGAAGACCUAUUCUACCCAGGAUCACCUGGUACGACAUAAGCUCACCGCGGAACUUCACCUAGUACGAAGUUCCGCGGUGAGCUUAUGUCAGCUCCCCCAGGAGAACGAAUGGUCGGUCAACGCCAAAGAAAUACUCUAUAGGUCGUAUGCCUUUUGUUAUUUUUUCGCUUUUUUCAAUCAACAAUGGUCUUACUACGGAAUAUACUAAACUGCUAUAGAAAAGGCAUAGACUUCAUAUACGAAAAAUAUAUAACUUUUCAUGGCUAUAUUUGACUCGACACGGUACUUGUGAAACCGACGGGGUGUUUGUUUUAAAAAAAGUAAUAUCAUUGCAUUGGAAUUCCUGUCGUUUUUAAUAUCAUCUCUCAUAUGCGUAAUACUGCUUCAAAAUGUCCAUUAUUUUAUGCCUAAAACACUGUUAAUGGGCCAUUCUAACAACCGACAACCAUCUACGGCUUGGUCUGGUCUGCUUGGUCUGAGUCCUCCUUUCCGUCCCUAUAGUGUAAGGAUAUUAACGGAAAUGAGUUUAACCUUGUAGAGUAUCCUUUGUACAACAGUAAGUUUGAUAGAGAUCGGUUAAAAGAGGCAGUGGUAAUAAAACCUGCACAAAGCAACCAGGUGGUCGUUGUAGAGAGGGAAUCUAAAAAUGAUUAGUCAUUUGUUCAUCUCGACAAAGUAAUAAUCAAUUAAAUCUUGGAAGUUUCAUGAAUGUUCGAUAAGUAUUAUUUCAGAGUGAUGACCCCAAAUGUAAACAAAAAAAUAUAAUCUGUCACUUCAACAUUAUUUGUCACAAUAACAGGCCAAAUAAGGUCUAACUUUCAGUGCAUAGGUGUACACACUUUGUAAGACUAUGAACCAGGUAUGCAUAAAGGCAAGAAUGGCGAGCAAGUAUAUUAACCUCUCAGAUAAGGUAAGCAUGAUUUACACAUGUGGUUAAAUAACGACAUUAUGACAAUAUAUACUUAUCGCCAAAAGAAGUACGUAUCUCAUACAUGUUGGGUACAAAAUGAAAACGUACUCAUAUACAAGAAAUAUUAGAUUAUCAUGAACGCAUCACAUGUGACGUCAUAGAUCCAUGACUCGAGAUGCAUCAUUUGUCUCGGGCAGUAUUAGCGUGUAAAGUUUUGAAAUCACGUGCAGCAUAUCGUGAUAAGAAUCAAGUAACACUCGACUGAUUGUUAGUUUAGUCGUUAAGUGGUGCACAUUGGAAACAUCCCUUUUUAACGUACAUACUUCUUUUUAUGUUUCUAUGCUUUGCGUGUCUUUUGGCGGCGAGUAUAUAUUGCAUUUCAAAAUAAGAGAUUACAUAUUGAUAACAUAACCUGAAAGUUUCAUUGGUUUAAAAGAAUUUUGCUUAUUGACGAUAAAACGAAAUAACAUGGUUAACAUAUAUGUAUUUGCAGACAUAAUGUUGAUUUUGAUAAAAGUGGUUCUUUGAUAAAAAUAAGCCAAAUACCAGAAUGUGAUUGUUUCAUUUCGUUUCGUUUGUGGUUCAUUUUUAUCGUAUUAAUGCUGUGUUGGUAAACGGUAAAAAUUCGUUUGUAAGAAUUAUGGCAGUUUUUUAACGGUACUCUGAUAAGUGACGUUUCUUUAUAGUGUAAGUAACUACAGGAAUCUUCAAUGAGAUUGGAGAAAUACCUCGUCACAUGAUGGGCCUUAGAUCAGACGCUGUGUUGCAGUAUCUGAGAAAAAGAUUAGUGAAAAAGACACUUAAGGGAACAUCGGAUGCACUACAGCCUCCAUUUUCAGUCUUAAGGGCAAACGUUGUGCGUUUCUGAUCCCUCACAUCAUAUUCACGAUUACUGUGGCGGUUCCUCUCUUCUUCCUGGAGGUUGCUCUCGGUCAAUUUUCCCGUAAAGGUCCCAUAGGAGUGUGGGCAAUGUGUCCUCUAAUGAAAGGUAUUGGCUUUAGUAUCAUGACUAUUAGCUGCCUUAUCGUCCCAUACUACAGUAUGGUGUUUGCCUGGGCCCUCUACUACAUAUACAGCUCCUUCGCCACCGUCCUGCCCUGGACAACAUGUGGCAACGCGUGGAACACUCGUCAGUGUGUGGCUGUUGGUGCUUUACGAGGUGGGAUUAAUAGAUCGACAGAGAUAGAUGGAACAAUAUCAAACUUGACCGAAUACCUUGCGGUAAAAGAGGUGUCUGGUGAAGCCAACAUUAGCUCUGGGGCGACGAAGGCAUUUGGACAUACUGCAACAGAAGAAUUCUGGCAAUACAAAGUGCUGGGUAUUUCUUCUGGGAUAGAGGAUGUUGGCACCGUUCAGCUUCAUCUCCUCAUCUGCUGGUUUCUUACAUGUUUAUUCUUGUUCCUGUGCAUCAUGAAAGGGAUCAGGUCUCUUGGCAAGGUAGUGUAUGUGACGGCAUUGAUGCCAUACAUACUGUUGACGGUGCUGCUGAUCAGGGCGUGCAUGAUGCCGGGUUCUUUGGAUGGGAUUCUGUAUUAUGUCACUCCUGAUUUUAACCGGCUGCAGCAAUCACAGGUGUGGCUAGAAGCAAUUCUUCAGGUGUUCUUCUCAGUGGGUCCUGCUUGGGGGACUAUUAUCACCAUGUCAAGCCACAACUCUCCUCAUAACAACAUUGUCAGAGAUUCCAUCCUAGUCACUCUGUUAGGAGAGUUGACCAGUGUGUUUUCCGGGUUUGUGGUGUUUGCAACUGUGGGUUUCUUGGCGCAUGAUCUCGGACAACCCGUAGCUGAUGUCAUCACUUCAGGUCCAGGCAUUGGGUUUAUCGUGUACCCAGAGGCAGUUUCCCUGUUACCGUUCUCCCAUCUUUGGUCGGUGCUGUUCUUCUUGAUAGUCCUGAUGAUGGGGGUCGAUACAACGUUUGGAAAUAUUGAGGCUGCCCUUGCCUGUAUAGAAGAUGUUUUGCCACGCCGAUUUCACGUCAAACACCUCCAGACUAUUUUAGCCGCUCUGUUCAUGAGUCUUGUAUUCCUUUCCGGGCUUCCUUACACAACAAAUGCAGGAGUGUACAUGUUCCAGUUAUUUGAUUGGUAUGUUGCUGCUGUUGCAUGCUUUCUCAUCGGUACAUUAGAAUGCCUGGUUGUCGGCUGGUGUUAUGGUAUGAAGCGUUUCGCUGCUGACGUGGAGGCAAUGAUUGGAAAACGACUUCCAGUUAUUUAUAAGCUGAUGUGCUUCAUCGUCGUACCCGCCCUCCUGAUGGUUGCUAUGGGUCUUGCUGUCGCUUCUUAUAAACCACCGACAUACGGGGGUUAUGAAUACCCUUAUUUCGCCGUCAUCAUUGGUUGGUGCAUUGCUCUGUCGUCGGUAGUGCCCAUUCCUGUCACCUUUGUGAUGCAGAUCCUUGAUGAAAGGGGCUCUUUAGCUCAGCGUGUGGAAUCCGCCAUGACACCAAAUUCCGAUUGGGCACGGUGUAGGCGACGAUAUGAUGUUCAUGAGAGGACCAAUUGUACCAUGAAGGACAAUGCCUUAUUUCUGUUCAAUCAAUGAUUUACGAUCAUCCGUCGAGGUUAGCUCACAUUUGUGUUUCCGGCUAUGCAUCAGUGAAAUUCAGCUCUCUGCAGAGAAUAUACUUCAUCAUAUCUGUGGAUAUGCGUUGGCCUAUUGAAUGUAUGAUCCACUUUACAUUCCGGCAGUUGAUUAGUUAAGUGUGUUCAUGUGUUAUAAUACGCAGUUAUCAUAUACUGACAUUUUCGAAUCUGCGAACACGUCCGUUGUCGGUAAUAUUUAGUAAAUGAUACAUGACAAGUGUCGUCUUGUUUGUAUUACAUGAAUGUUAGACCCUCGAGCUUUUAUAAAAAGCGGUCAUCUUAUACACGGCAAAUGUUAAAUUAUGUUAUGUUUGGUAUGUACAAAAUUCAGACAACUGAUGCAUAAACAUUACCUGAUUCCAGGAAAUGAACAGAUCAAGGAAGAGGCAAGUUAGCUUCAACAGCAUAAUAAAUACACCAACCA
Haliotis rufescens (red abalone) is the source of this 4784-nucleotide messenger RNA. RefSeq names its product sodium- and chloride-dependent glycine transporter 1-like. The record is from RefSeq and is a predicted model, not a curated record. NCBI's taxonomy places the organism in Eukaryota, Metazoa, Mollusca, Gastropoda, Lepetellida, Haliotidae. Gene Ontology annotation, biological process: sodium ion transmembrane transport. Gene Ontology annotation, cellular component: membrane. The transcript is spliced from 14 exons. Bases 2748 to 4319 code for a protein of 523 amino acids.